UGAUAUUUAAGAAUCCUGAGCAACAGUUUUUACAAAAAUAAUUAGGCAAUUAAUGCAAAUAUUGCAGAUACAUUUUUCUGUUGUAAAAACUAAUUAGAAUGAUAUAUAAUUGAAGUUAAUUAUCCAAAAUGGAACUUGUCUUUUGUCUCACCGUAAAUAAGCAGCAGAUGAAUAUGACAUACACAUACAACAACAGAAUAAAACAAUAGAACAAAUGUUGCAACAAAAACACUUACGAAAAGUAGUUUAAAACAUUUCUUUUAAAAGUUCAACUCAUUAUUUCUAGUUUCAGCCUCAUUAUUUAGAUACGCAUAGCCAGGUAGACAUAAGGUCAGGUACAUAUUAGAAGCUUUUCUCAGUAUACUCAGUAAAAUUCAAAAAAAUGUGAAUAAGUUUCAUCAUUAGAACCAGUUUCAACACAAGUGAAAAUGAAAAGGGAGGGAGGCUGUUCUGCUCCUCGAUCAGCCGAGUCCGUUUCUUGAAGUUGAUUCUGAUUUUUUUUUUUAAUUCACUGUGAGAAUCAACCUGUCACACGGCAGUUCUCUGAAGUGAUUUGGGUUGUGGUCCGGCCGGCGCCAUCGUCUCCCAACGGGCUUCAAAGAGAAUCAAGACAACACCUCAAGCGCCAUCGACGACAUCCGCUUCCCGCUCUUUAUCCGACGGAGAGAUUCCACCGUACGCCGUCAAACUCCAAAUAUUUGAUUUCACGCCGUUGGCUUUUUCUCCCACGUCGAGCGAGUAGAGAAUACUUCAGCAAUGUGCAGAAUGCCGUCGUUACCGCCACAGCAGAAGAAGAACACCCCGUUCCGAUAUUAAUCAUCAGGAGGAACAUAUGCAUUUCGGCUCGAGAGUUGCCGCCUAUUAUAAUCACAUUUAGUUUCAAGCUCACUAGCGCCGCCUUUUUUUCUCUUCUCGGAAAAAAUAAAUAUAUAUUCAUCUUCCGACUGAGACGUUUCAUCUGAUCGUCGUCUCGCUCGUUCUCACAAAGGAAGUGCGCUGCGCUCUGCUCGUGUUUCCUAUUUCUGUGCAUCCACACACACACACACACUUCCCUUUUACUAUACAGAGCCGACGAUACAAUAAGUAGUUGUUAUCUUUGCGGACAGACGGCGUUAAUAAGGAGCGCGGCUCAGACUUCGUCCAAUGGGGAGCUACUUUAAAAUGAUAAAGAUGCCAGGAGGAAAUUGUUGGGUUUCUUAAUUGUCUGAGUAGAGAGGGCUGGUAGUGAGAGAGAGAGAGAGAGUCUAGCUGUGUCCAGAGGAGCCGGCUCUUGGCUCUUGUCGGUCUUCACUUGUGUGUCUUUGCAGAAACCGACUGGGUCAACAUGUUUGUUCCCCGCGGUCUCGUCCCAUCAGCCUCUCCACGCUCCUGAACCGAGGGCCCGUCGCUUCAUUAGCUGCUCGUUUAGUCUCCUUCGAUGUUCAGGCCCCGCUGUAGGCACUGGUCAUGUGACCGAGUGGAGAGCAGCGGCGAGCACUACUCUAUUUUUCUAAUUCGGAUUUUAGGAUUCUCACGAAUUGGUCAAAUGUGGUUGGCACAGGUUGCCGUGGUUACCCGGCUCCAACUGCUCUCAGGACGUGCUCAUUACAGUUCAGUCAACACAAGAUGCGUGCUGCUAUGAAUGUAGAGGACGACAGGACGCGGAUUGAGCACGUAGCGCAUAGUAUGCAAUUGUUUUUUAUUGCGUAUGCUGCGAACACAACAGACUACGAUGUUGAAUAGAAGCAGUCGACUUGACGCUCAUCUCUCACAUCGCAUCUUGAUGUAGCUACACAGUUGGUAUUUAUCAUCUCAACUCAAGUCAUGGAAAAAGAGGACGUUGACGGACAUAUUUAAUUAUUUAUUCAUCGUCUUUGCUGACGAAGUCGACCCUUCCUCUUCCUCUUGGUCGACGCUCUCACAAACGUUCACUCGAUCUCGCUUAACAAUGGCGGCCGUCCUCUGGCCGCCCUCCUGUGAUGGAGUCUGUCUCUUUAUCACUCGCUGUCCCUCCAUUCCACAACCCCGUUAAAGAAUCCUCUUUUUAAACGCCCGCUCUGCAGAGACGUCUUCCGUUCCUUCUCUUCGCCGCGGGGCGCGUGGGCCCAUCGGGCUCGGCGCUAUAAUAAGCCCGCAGUGUGAAACCCUGCCUAGCUUGUUAUUAAUACACUUCUAAGAAUGUGUCUCGGCUAAACCGUAAUGUGUUGAUGAAGCCUUUUUUUCCCCUCUUUUUUUUCUUCUAUUAUUCGUUAGCGAGAGCAAUAAAAAGAGCAGAAUACGGGAUGAACCCUUCCCGGUGGAGCUGCUACAUCGGCGGUCUGUACGAUGGAAGUGAGGCCGAAAGUUUAAAGACCGCGAAUUCUGUUUAGCUUUAGCGGUUUGGCAAGAAGCCACGAUGCAGCCACUCAUGCUCAUAAUGGGGUCUUUUCUCUCUGACCUCACCCCUCUACUCUCUAUUUCCUCCUCUUCAUUUGCCCUUCGGUUUGUUGUUCCAGCUGCCUCUCUCCAUCCAUCGUCCUCUCCCCACGUUGGUCUUUGUGAUGCGCCGUCUUCUUCCUCUCCAUUUCGACCUCUUUCAUCCCUCCAAGACCUCAUUUUGUGCUCAUCCAUCCGUCGCUCCCUCCAUCCCACCCCUCAUUUUCCCCCCCAUGUAGCCGACUGACAGGCGGGCUCAAUCCCCCUUGUGGAUGGGUGAGAGGUCUCAGAGGGUCGAUGUCCCCGGGGUGUGCAAGAGUGAGUGUGUACCAGCAGUUUGACAAUGCUCAGCGGCGCGAACUCAGGCUUGAACAGCCUCCUCCUCAUGUAGAGGGGCGUGGUCAACCAAUAAACAGACGCCAGCCCUGAAAAGUUCAGCUGUCUUCCACGAACAGAGGCGGUGCUUGGAACGAGCUCGGACUGAGGACUACCUCAAGAGGAAGAUCAGGGCUCGCCCGGAGCGGUCGGAACUGAUCCGGAUGCACAUCCUGGAGGAGACGUCGGCGGAGCCGUCGCUCCAGGCCAAGCAGCUGCAGCUGAAGAGAGCUCGCAUCGCCGAUGAUCUGAACGAUAAGAUCUCCCACCGGCCGGGGCCCAUGGAGCUGAUCCACAAGAACAUCCUGCCUGUUCACUCCAGCAUCAAGCAGGCCAUCAUAGAGACGCGCUUCCCAAAGGCUUCAGGUGAUAACUCGUCAUGUGACGAGGACAGCAAUUACAGCCUGUCUCCAGAGCAGCCGGUGGGCCUGGAGUCUCCUCUGGGGCCGCUGCCCUCUCCGCCAGAGGUGCUGGCCGGCAGCCGCGGCGUCGCACCUCCCACACAGGUGUCUCCUCCUGCUCUUGCUCUGCCACCGCUCUCUGGAUCCUCCCCCCAAUUCAAGUUGACCAAUGGGAUGGCAGCAUCGUCCGCCCAGAGGACCGGAGCGACUUCACAGAUCAAAUGUCAUCCUAAACCACUCUCUGACCGCUCUGCACAGCGACACAAGAAACCCAAGGACAACAAGCCAAAGAUUAAGAAGUUAAAGUACCAUCAGUACAUCCCUCCGGACCAGAAGGGCGAUAAAGAGCCUCCUCCCCAUCUGGACUCGUCCUACGCCAAAAUCCUCCAGCAGCAGCAGCUCUUCUUGCAGCUCCAGAUCCUCAGUCAGCAGCAGCAGCACUACAACUACCACGCCAUCCUGCCGGCACCGCCCAAACCUCAGCAGAGAGAUCAGCGGCCAUCUUCCUCCUCCUCCAUCUCCACGACUGCCUCCUCCCCCCCUCGACCCGUCGCUGCCCCUUCGAAGGCUCCGUCCAACCCGGGCGGUCACCUCCGUCAGGGCCCGGCUGCGUCACGCGGGACAAAGCCAGCGUCUCUACCUCCGAACCUGGAUGAAAUGAAGGUCGCGGAACUGAAGUCCGAGUUGAAGUUGCGCGGCUUGCCCGUCUCCGGCACCAAGAACGACCUCAUCGAGAGGCUGAGGGCCUACCAGGAGCUGAGCGCGGGAGGCGACACUACCUCCGCGCCGACAGCAGGGGGGACCGCAGGGCCAGGGGCCGAGGGAGCGGGGAGAUCCUCCGAAGCCGCCGCUGCAACCGCCAACAACAACAACAACAACACGUCGCAACAGCAGCAGCAGCCGCUUCAGUGCCACGAGACGUCUUCUCUGACCGGUGGCAGCGCGGCCGCGCGUCAGCAGCUCGCGGCCUGUGGGGGCGCCGCGUCCCCCCCGACCGCCUCACUCACACACUCUGCCUGCUCGCCGGGCGCCAUGAGCCCAGAGGACAGCGGCUUCAACAGCGACCCCUUGGGGGAGAUGAUGAGUUCGCACAUCGCCCACGUGAGCCGUCCGCCGUGCUCGGCUGCUCGGCUCGCGGCCGGCGUCAAAGAAGAGCCGCGGUGCUCCGGCCCCGCCCCGUGCCAGUUCUCUGCCAGGCGGGACUCGCUGCAGAAACAUCGGCCGGCCCCGUCGACGGCCGUCGCCACGACAACCCCGGCUCCGGUGGCCGCUGUGGACAAGGACCGGAUGCUGCGGGAGAAAGACAAGCAGAUCGAGGAGUUGACCCGGAUGCUGAGGCAGAAGCAGCGGCUGGUGGAGGUGCUGCGGAUGCAGCUGGAGCACGUGAACCGAGGAGGACCGGAGCCGCUGGUCCUCGUGAGGGUGAAACAAGAACCUCCCGACGGACCCGACGGCCCGCUCUCAUUCGGCCAUCCGCCGCUCUCCCCUUCGCCGUCGCCCGUUUCGAGCGAGGUGGACGUCAUCCGGGUGGACGUCAAGCAGGAAGCCACGGAGGCGGAGGACGCCGCGCGCGAGACAACGAUGCACUUACCGGACGCCCGUGGGUCACCGCGGCCUUUGACGGAAAGUCACGAGCAGCUUCGGCUCCGAAUCCAGCCGGAGCCGCCGAGCACGCAGGCGGGGCAGCAGCACGUCCGCCCGCCGCAAGCCGCCCUGCAGCCGGCCGUGCAGAAGCUAUCGCUCCAGCAGCAACGCGGCUUCCAGGACGAGCAGGCGGUCGUCGCGCAGAGCCGCGGCCCGACGCCCGAGAACCUGCAGAAGCUUUCUCAGCAGCGGAAGAAGAAGUCUCACAAGCAUCAUCUGAAGCAGCUGCAGCUGCAGCAGCAACUGUUGCAGUCGCAGCAACAGCAGCAGCAGCAGCAGCAGCUGAAGCAACAGAUUCUGCUGAAGCAGCAGAAGUCGUUCUUGCAGCAGCAGCAGACGAAACAAGUGCAACAAAUACUGAUUCAGACAAAGAUGCAGCAGCAGCAGCCUCCACAGGUGUCUCAUGCGUCCUUCACCCAGCAGUCAGGCUCUGCCCAUCCUUUCCCACUGGACCUGCUCAAGAGCAACUCCGGCCCGACUCUGGUCACCGACGGCAACGGCAACCACUUUCUGGUCGCGCUGACCAGCCACGUCCCCGAGAGCCAAGGGACGGCUGCCCCCGGCAGCAGAGCGACCAAUCAGAUCUCACUGCAGCGACUCCAGUCGACUCCAGCCAGGCUCCCUGACCACAACCCGGGGACUCAAAUCAAACCGAGUACGCACAAGAGCUUCUUAACACAACAAGAGGCCAAGCCACAGAGGCCUCAGGUAUCCGCAGAGCCGCCUCGGCAGGACGUCUCUCUGUGUUUGUCAGCGCCUCCCUGCCUGCAGCCUUUCUUCAAGGACCAAGACCCCGCCCCCUCAGGGAAAAACACCCCGUCGCCAUCCUCUCGCACCGAGCUGUGUCCCAGUCUGGACGUCUUGUUUCGUCCUCUGUCUCCGGCGUCCCACCAGACGGCCGCCUCGUCGCCCGAUGACAAAGAUACAGAGCAUGAAGAGGAUUUUAUUGACAUCAUUUUGCAGACAGGAGAAAUGUCGACGACUUUCAACCCAGCACCGGACCCUUCUCUGGACUGUCUGAGUCCACGCUCCUCUUCCUCUUCUCCUCACUCCUCCCCGUUCCAGCUGAUGCUCUCCCCCCCCAUGCCUCCGUUCUGUGACACCCAGCAGUCGGCCUCCUCCAUGCAGUCUGAUCUCCAGACUCUGGCCGACGCCAUCGACGAGAAACGCCACCUCUGUAGCUCCGAGAGCGGACGCCUGGAGGACUUCCUGGAGAGCGCCACCGGGAAGCCCCUCCUGGGGGCGGAGCCCGGAGGCCUGAUGACUUUGAUUGACGACCUCCACAGUCAAAUGCUGUGCACCCCCAGCAUCCUGGACCAUCCCUUGUCUCCGAUGGAUACCUUCGACCUGGCAACGGAGGGGGAGCAUGGGCUGGACGGUAUGGAUUGGUUGGACCUCACCAUGGGAGGAGAGAGGGGGGAGGAAACCUCCACGCUGGCCCCGCUCGGCUCCCAAACACCCCCUAGUGUCUUCUCAACAGACUUCCUGGAUGGCUCCGACCUGCCGAUCCACUGGGACUCCUGCCUAUAGCCCAUCGCAGUCCGACCGCGAGGACGGGGCUCAGUUGCACUCGCAGAGAAACAUGUAAUUUAUCGCUUCGGUAUGGGAUUAUUACUCUUUCUGUGUCGUCCCACACACUGGUGUAUUGAAUCUUCAAGCACUUUGACCUUUUAUUUAAUUUACACACUCUAAGUGUAUUGAUUUGCGUGCGCAGACACUUAUUAGGCAGGUCCUAUAUCUGUUCCAGUGUGAGGCACCGCUGUGGAUUUGGUCCUGAUUACGGAUGAGACGCUUCUAACCGAGCCGCGUUGCUCACGUGUGAAUCAGUCUCAUCUUUUCUCGACGCCGCGCGACCCAGAAUGCAUCAGUUUAACCUUUUGUCUAAUCGGCAGCGCAAAUCCUCAGUCGCCUUGAGGAGCGACGAUAAUCGAUAGUUUACCACGACAGCCAAUCGAUAACCAAAGUGUCGGUCAAGGAGAAGGAUUUUUCGAGCAACAUGAUGGACGAGCUGCACUCUGAUGCUAUCAUUUCAAAAGAUGUGAUUCUGAAUCUCGUGUUUUUCGAAGCAGCGGUCCAGUGUUUCGGAGCUCCGCCCCCUCGUGCCAUAAAGAUGCGGCUGCCAUGCUCCCUUUAUAAAACCUCGAAUGUUACUGCAGCAGUGGCAUUGGUGCUGACUCGGAGGAAGCGGCCCGGUGAGCUCCAGGUUCUGCUGCUGCAGACGGACCCCGUAGUUCCUCUUGCCCCCCCCCCCAAAGUCGAUGCACGGGUCAUCCUAGACCACGGGAAGUACGCUCCCCACCGCCAACUCGUCAUUGGCUGAUCCCACCGGAGCGCUUCACAUCACAGCGACGCCCCUUUGCGAAACCCGAUCCCAUUCGUGGUGUAUGAGGAGCAGCUGAUUCGCUGCGCAAAGCAUGCUGGGAUACCUGCGUUGGGACGAGAGGGCCCGGCCGGUUCAGAGACUCAAAUAGUUCUUCCCUCAAGACAGCAAAAAACUACAACCAGGAAAGGUCAAAACCAGACUAACGAUGAUAUUUUUGCAGUUUCUAUCUCUCAAGGUGAUUUCCUGCAUUUCAUCCACAAUCAGCCUUUUGAACAGCAUGCAUUAAAAAGAAAAUAGUUGACAGACAAACUAUGAAAUAGCUCAACGGUUUCACACAGCCGCAGUGUGACCGUACAACCCAGAUCAGUCGUUUCAGAUUCCAAAAACAAAAUGAUGGUUGAAUAUUAAAUUGAUAUUUAAUAUUCCUCCAUAUUCAAAAUGUUUUUUUAAUAGAAUUGCACGCGUAAUAGUUAUGUCUUUUGGUUUGAAGUCUUCUGAAUAUAAACACGGUGGUUGGAGCGCUGCACCGGUGCUCCUCACGGUCUCCGUGGUAACGUCGGGCACUCGGGUCUCGACAACCGCCGUGCUGUAGUUCCCUUUCCAUUUGUUUUUAUUUUGCAUGUGUACACGCACAUUGUUAAAGGAAAGGAUGACUCCUGCAGUUUGAUAGAUUCACAAACGCCUUCUGCGUAAGGCUCCUUGGAGUUCUUCAGUUGUCUUCUUCAUGGUGAUGUGUGGGUAUCCUGUACUGCAUCAGUACUUCUGCCAAUGGGGAUGUAGUCCUCUUUCUCUUUGAGAUAUUACAAUGAUCUGUUCUACAAGUUUUAGCCACGUUGUUAUGAGAUGCAUUCAUCCGUCUCUAUUGUUCAGUCGUUCCUCUGCGGAACGUUCUGGUGAUGCAGCUUCUGUGUUGACUGUGACUGCUUCUGACAAAAUGUCUGUAUUGUGAAUCCUAAAGCUCCGUGGAGACGCAGCGCGACAACAAACACACGUUUCCUUUACAGUCGCACCGUCUUUUUACACUUUGAUUGUUUCGUCCCCACGUACAAACGGCACUAUACUUCAGGUUGUAUUGAUCGUCCAGUACCGACUCCUGUUGAUGUGUCCAGCUGUUUAAAGUAGAGGCGCGUGGUGAAACAUUCAAACCGGCCAUGGAGAGAUGCCUUUGAAACUGUGAAGCUCAGCCUCACGAGGCUUAGCCUGAACCGAAGCCAUAAACAAUAGAGCACUAUUGUGCAACACAACUCUGCACCAGUUAUGCAGCAUCAAUGCAACAUCAGCUGAUGUAUUGUCUUGUUUUAAGGGAGCAUCCGAUGGAUAGUCGGGUAUUGUAUGCCAGGCCUCGGCUAAAUACUGCACACUCGGCUGUUUUAUAUCGUUAUAAUUGCGUGUGUGAUUCACUCGCCUCCGAUGGGUUGUUUGUUCCUUUUUGAAGGAAUUCAAGUGCCUUGCGUGACGUAGCAAAAACACAUCUCCGGCCCACUUGUGUGGACCUGCGAACACGAAAAGAAAAAAGCCUUUUUCCUGCUGUACUCUUCCCGUCGGUGUCGAGCCACUCUGUUGAAAUGAUUGUGACGUUUCGGACAAAUUGUUUUGAGAUUUUUGUGUACUUUUAAUUGUAUUUUUUUGUUUUUUUCUAAAACAAAAGGGGAUUUGUUAAUAAAUGAAAAGAUAAUUAA
Molecule: messenger RNA, 8816 nt
Organism: Pseudoliparis swirei
Lineage: Eukaryota; Metazoa; Chordata; Actinopteri; Perciformes; Liparidae
Product: myocardin-related transcription factor A-like
Exons: 19
Coding region: 2934-6344 (1136 amino acids)
Biological process (GO): smooth muscle cell differentiation
Source: RefSeq, a predicted model, not a curated record